This is a messenger RNA of Bufo bufo (common toad), 1240 nucleotides long. RefSeq lists its product as uncharacterized. The record is from RefSeq and is a predicted model, not a curated record. Bases 19 to 1086 code for a protein of 355 amino acids. The transcript is spliced from 10 exons. Lineage: Eukaryota; Metazoa; Chordata; Amphibia; Anura; Bufonidae.
AACUUUUGGAGAGAGAAGAUGCUGCUGAAACUGUUCCUGCUCAUUGGAAUGAUAAAUGUCAUUACCUCUGGGGACGUCAUCGAUGUAACCGGGCGGCUGGGCACCAACCUUCUCUUCCAGGUGGCGGACGCCUGCCGCACCAACAGCAGGUCUCCCUUUGACAUUUACUCUGAAAAAAGGAAGAUCGGGACGUAUCAUGAAGAAUUGAAAGGACUGAGAAGUUAUAAUGGUCGUCUGAAGUACAACAAGACGACCUGCACAGUGACCCUGACUGACCUGACGGAGGCGGACGGCUCAAAAUUCCAGGUCCACUUCCAGUUCGGCAUAGACGGCAAAUCCGGACCACAUUACAUCAACUACACCGUCAUCAUGAAAACCGGAGACUCCACAACCACCGAUCCACCGCUAACCACACUCAGCGAACCCACCAAUCGUAACAAGUCCCAGGUUUCUACUAGAAGACUUCUCGGCUUUGUCUCCUUCUGCUUUUCGCUGGACUCUGUGGUUCACGCCAUGUUCACUUUUGUGCUUCUAAUACUGACACUAAAACGAUUCUGCGAGAGGCUGGAGGAGCAGAGUGCGAAUUUCGCUUUUGGGAUCAUUUGCGGUUUCAUGGUCUUAUCUCAAGUCGUCAGCUUAGGCUUAAUCUCCAGCGAAAGGUCCUAUUCAUGGUUCCUGGUAUUAAUUCCCAUCAUUCUUGUCAUGGACAUAUUGCUAUACUUUGGAUGCCUCCCGAAAUGUGUUGGAGCUCAAAUCACCAACUUCAUGGACAGAUUUUGCAACUCCAGAUGUAAGCAGAUCGCUCAGUACAUUUGGAGAGGCUUCAUUCUGCUGCUUCAGGUCGGGUUUACAGUCUGUGUUGGGCACAUAUACCAUGGGAUCGAUGAUGACAAUUCAAGAGGACAAUCUCCUAAUAAUGGUUAUGUGGCCAUCGCUUUCAUCAUUUCUUUUCUUUUGAAUCUUGGAAUUUUCUUCAUUGGCUACUACUGUUAUAAAACAAAACGGAAUGGAUACACUCAAGCUCCUCCCAAGGAAGUUGGAACUGCACCUGAUAACCCUGGAAAGACCUGCGAAGCCUCAGUAUGAAGAUUCCAUGAUCUGUCUGACACCUGCCGAGCACCGGUGUACAAUGUACAUGCUGUGGACAACUCGGAUCUAGUGGACCCAAAUUGUACCUCACUUAAAAUGAUAAAACAUGGGGGUAAGGGCUGUCAUCUGUACUGAAGGACUAGCAGUAGAU